AUGGGAAUCCAUGGCUUGCUCCAGUUUAUCAAAGAGGCUGCUGAACCGGCUCAUGUGAAGAAGUACAAAGGACAGGUGGUUGCUGUGGAUACUUACUGCUGGUUGCACAAAGGAGCCUAUGCGUGUUCUGAAAAGCUAGCCAAAGGAGAACCCACUGAUCAAUAUGUAACUUACUGCAUGAAACAUGUGGAUAUGCUUCUGUCAUUUGGGGUCAAGCCUAUUCUAGUAUUUGAUGGAUGUACACUGCCUUCCAAAAAGGAAGUUGAAAAGUCUCGAAGAGAGAAACGGCAAGCAAAUCUUCUAAAGGGGAAACAGCUGCUCCGUGAAGGAAAAUUAUCAGAAGCUCGAGAAUGUUUUGCACGUAGUGUUAAUGUAACACAUGCUAUGGCCCGUGAAGUUAUUAAAGCCGCUCGAGCCCGAGGGAUUGACUGCAUUGUUGCGCCAUAUGAAGCUGAUGCUCAGCUAGCCUACCUGAACAAGAUGGGCAUAGUCCAGGCAAUAAUUACAGAAGAUUCUGAUCUUCUUGCUUUUGGAUGUAAAAAGGUAUUCCUCAAAAUUGACAAAUCUGGACAUGGCAUUGAAAUUGAUCAAGCUCGAUUAGGAAUGUGCAAACAGCUUGGAGAUGGAUUUACAGAAGAAAAAUUCCGCUACAUGUGUAUUCUGUCUGGCUGUGACUACCUUCCAUCAAUUCAUGGUAUCGGAUUGGGCAAGGCAUGCAAGCUACUAAAAAUCGCCAACAAUCCUGACAUUAUAAAGAUCAUUCGGAAAAUGGGACAGUAUUUAAAGAUGAAUAUUGUGGUACCAGAAGAAUAUAUACAAGGUUUUAUUCGUGCUAAUAAUACUUUCCUAUAUCAGUUGGUUUUUGACCCAGUCAGGAGGAAACUUGUUCCUUUGAAUGCUUAUAAAGAUGAUGUUGAUCCAGAAAUGCUGCUUUAUGCAGGGCGACAUUUUGGUGACAGUACAGCUUUUCAAAUUGCACUUGGAAAUAAAGAUAUCAAUACAAUGGAGCAAAUUGAUCACUAUAACCCAGAUGCUUCACAGCCUGUGCAGCCAAGAAGUCAUGGCUGGGAUGACAGGUGUGUGGGCGAGAAGCCAUCCCAUCUGAAGGGCCUUUGGAAUAGAGACUACGAACCUGGUUUCACUGCCAAGGUAACCACAAACUCGGCACCCUUGCUGGAGAAGCCUGCAACCAGAGGCAUAGAGAGGAUAGUCAACACGAAAGGGCUGAAACUUCCCAGCAAAGCACUUUUGGCAAAAAGGCCAAGGCAUGAUGAGCUAACAGAAGAAGAGCUGCUGGACCAAUAUUUUUCAAACACAAAAAAACCCAAGACUGAAAAAAGUGAAGAUGGAGAGCAACAUGAGGUUGUUAGUCCUCUGUCUCAGAUCCAUGUUUCAACGGACUCCUGCAAAAACAAAGAGAGUUCAAACUCUCAGUCUAGGCUGAGAAAUAAAUUUGCCUUCCUUCUGCAGAAGAAGAAUGAAGAAAGUGGCGCAGUUGUUGUUCCAGGGACCAGAAGUAGGUUCUUCUGCAAUAUUAUGGAUCUGCCUGGCAACUUAUCAAAGGGUAAAAAUGACCAACCAUCAAAAGACAAUAAAGGGAAUUGUCCAGUGAUGGAAACACAAAAUAGAGUAACGGAAGACCACAAUCCUUGUUCAUCAGAGACUGGAAAAACCAUCCCACCAUCGCUUAAGGCAGUGCGGACAAGUUGCUUCAGUUGGUCUAGAAGCCUUGCAGAAAGAUCUGGAACACCUAGCCCAUCUCAAAGUGUAGCUUUGCUAAAGCAGUUCCACCAACAGACACCCAACAAAGUCAUUCCACAGGGCUGUACAGUAUCUGGAUCCCAAACACUGAGCUCCACAACAAGAAAACAUUUAGGUGAAGAACCGUCACCUAUGGAAGGACUCAAGUGUCCUUUGGAACAGGAGCUUAGGACAUUGCCACAAAGCAGCCUGAAUCAUUCAGAAAAUUUUCUAGGAGUGAAGACAAAAGUUGUUUCUGGCCCAGAAUCUGACCACAACCCAGAACCAGAUUGUAACCAGAAUUCUCAGAUGUCUCCACUUCCAGUAUGUACGGAGAGUAAGGAUACAGUCCACAAGAAUACGGUCCCUGGUUUAUGUAAAACCAGUUCUGUGCAAUCGUGUGCUGUGACAAAGUGCAAGUCACUGUUGCCUGCCAAAGCAAGUGGUUUAAGCAAGAAAAUGCUUGGAACAAAGAGGAAAAACCAUCACAAUGCAGAAAAUAAGUCAGAGCAGCAGGUGAAGAUUAAUGAAUUGUGGAAGAAUUUCCAGUUUAAAAGGGAGUCUGAAAGGCUGCCCUCUUGUAGAAAACCAGAGCCAUUGUCUCCAAUCAAAGAUAACAACAUCCAGCUAACUCCAGAUGCAGAUGAUGACCCUUUUAAUAAAGUUGAAUUCAGUCAUGUACAGCGGAAAAUAUUUCAGUGAACUGAUGCUGAGGAUCAGAGCAAUUUUAUAAUCAUUGGUCAGCAGGACUUCUGAACAAAUCUGGAUUAAUUGCUCCCAAAUGCACAAAUCAAAGUUACACUUGUAUAUUUUUGUAGGUGAACUAUCUAUUUUAA
Varanus komodoensis (Komodo dragon) is the source of this 2576-nucleotide messenger RNA. It is a transcript of the gene EXO1, whose product is annotated as exonuclease 1. Gene Ontology annotation, cellular component: nucleus. The record is from RefSeq and is a predicted model, not a curated record. The transcript has 13 exons. Gene Ontology annotation, molecular function: 5'-3' DNA exonuclease activity; DNA binding; metal ion binding. Gene Ontology annotation, biological process: DNA recombination; mismatch repair. The coding region runs from base 1 to 2442 and encodes 813 amino acids. NCBI's taxonomy places the organism in Eukaryota, Metazoa, Chordata, Lepidosauria, Squamata, Varanidae.